Molecule: messenger RNA, 3340 nt
Organism: Prinia subflava (tawny-flanked prinia)
Lineage: Eukaryota; Metazoa; Chordata; Aves; Passeriformes; Cisticolidae
Product: torsin-1A-interacting protein 1-like
Exons: 6
Coding region: 126-1604 (492 amino acids)
Biological process (GO): membrane organization
Cellular component (GO): membrane
Molecular function (GO): ATPase activator activity
Source: RefSeq, a predicted model, not a curated record
CCGCAUUUUUUUCACUGGGGGGCAGCAGCCGCCGGGCCGCCGGGCGGGCGUUCCGCGGGCUCCUCCCGCCGGGCCCGAUCCCGAUCCCGGUGCCGGUGCCGGUGCCCGCCGCGGGCGGUGCCGCCAUGGCGGAGCGGCCGCGGUACCACGUGACGCCGCGGCGGCCGCUCCGCGCGCGGGCGGAAGCGGCGGGCGCGGGUCCCGCCCCGCGGGAAGUGAGGCCCGCGGAGCCGCCCCCGCCGCCGCGGGGAGGCGGCAGCAGCAGGCCCGGCCAGGCGGCGGGCGGACGGGGAAGGGGACGGGGCAGGGGACGGGGUCGGGGCAGGCGGCGCGGCACGGCAGCGGGCGAAAUGGUGGGCAGCGGCGACGACGAGGCGGCUCCGUCGGAUGGCCCCGGGCUGGCUCCGCCGGACGGCCCCGGGCUGAAGCGGCGGCGGAAGAGCCCCCGGCUGGCGGCGGCGCGGCCGGAGGAGUCCGGGGACGAGGUGGACAGUGCGGCCCAGCAUGGCGCGCUGCACGGGGACGAGCAUCACUUUGGGACCCCAGACUCCCUGACGCGACCCCCUAUAAAAGCGUACAGAUCGCCAGGUGGUACUACAGUUUACUUUGAAGAGAAUCCAGUAAGGGAAAAUGCAAAGGCUUAUGACAGUAAUGAAACUGAGAAACCAAACAUUUAUACACCAUUAAAAGAAAUAAAGGCUGACUUCCUUGAGAAAAAUCAAGAGUGCUACCCAAUUUCUGCAUCACAGAGCAGAAGCAAAUCUCGGUAUCAGUCCAAUACAGAGAAGCAGUCACAGCCCUUGGCCAAAAAUGACAGUGAAUCGCCGAGUGGAUUUCACAAGAUGUGGACUUUGUUACUGGUUCUGUUAAUUAGUGUCCCAUUGCUUUAUGUCCUGUGGAGUGGAAUUCAAGACGGAACCUCCUCAAGGAGAGAUGCUGAGAUUCUGCAAGAGUUUCGGGCCCGGAUGGAUAAACUUAAAAAUACCUACCAAAGUCAGGACCCCAGGCUGUGGAGGAGAGCCCAUGCAUCCCUUGAGAAGCGUCUCAACUCUUCCCACGUGCAUCUGGAGCCGGCCAUCCUGCUGCUGGCAGCUGGCCGGGAGGCUGAGGAGGCCCUGAGGUGCCUGAGCAAUGAGAUUGCCCAGGCCUUUGCCUCCUCGCAGAACGCCACUGCCAUCAGCAUCAACGGGGCGGACAAGGCCGUGCAGGACAGCGACACCGUCAAGCUGCAGGUGGACACAGAGCUCAGCUCUGGCUUCAGCGGGGGCAAGAAGGUGGCAGUGGUGCAUCGGUUUGAGUCGCUGCCUGCAGGCUCCACCCUCAUCUUUUACAAGUACUGUGACCACGAGAACGCAGCGUACAAGGACGUGGCUCUUCUGCUGACAGUUCUCCUGGAUGAGCCGUCCUUGAGAAAGAGCCUCACCUUCCGAGAGGUGGAGGAGAAGGUCCGGGAUUUCCUCUGGGCGAAGUUCAUCGGUUCAGAUGUUCCCAGUUCUUUUAAUGGCAUGGACACGGAUAAGCUGAGUGGACUGUGGAGCCGGAUCUCUCAUCUCGUGUUGCCCGUUUGGCCUGAGAAGGGCCUCCCUCUGGAGGGAUGCACAUAAAAGUUGCUGGAGAGCACUUGGGAAAGGAGGAAGACGCAAAAUGUGUGUUGCAAGGCAGAACACGGGAGAACUCAGUGUGGCUGCUGAGCUCAGGAUGCAGCAAACCAGUCAGUCCCUUCUGUGCAGACUUUCCAGCAACUGGCAGGGUUGUUUCUGCCAAAGUAACUGAGACUUCUCUAAGUAAACUACAGAGUGUAAGCAAGGAGAACGUGCUGGUUGCUGGUGAGUUGUAUGCAGUGAUGCAUGCAGCUUGAUGUCCUGGAGCUGGACAUUGCUGUGCAUCAUCUGCCUCUGAACCUGUGUUGAGGCACUGUUGGCUUUGCUGUGAGGAUCUUUCUCUGGUGGUGCGUAAAGCUGGUAUCACAUUUGACAAGGUAACAAUGUAAAACCACCACCUUCAUCUCCCAGAUUUGCUUACUUUUCUUCUAACAUAAGAAAUAAACUGAAAAUGAUGACAAAGUGAUGUGAGUCUUAAGCACAAGCUUCUUCCUGAUCCAUUGGAUCCACAACAUAGAUGUCAGCUAUCUCUGGGCACUUGUAGAAGUGGCAAAAUUGCUUGAAAGAUCUGUGACCCAUAGAGAACCUUUCAGCAAGCAUUCCUUCCUUCGAUGAGCCUGCCCCAAACAGUUCUGGAGAAAGAGAAAAGCUGAGGUACAAGGUUUCUUGAAGUCAGUAAUAUUCAUAUCAGUGAAAUAAUUCCUCAGUACCUCUUUGCCUGGCUGCUUGCAGGAGUUACCUUUUUUCAAAGUGUUGCAAGUUGUAAAAUUUGGAUGGAAAUGAUAAAAUAUCGUCCCCGUGUACAUACUAUCUCCUUUCCAAACAAAACUUUAGGAAGACAUGGGUUAUUUCUCAUUUUACUAAGAUAAUUAUUUUUGCAUUGAGAGAAUCUAUUUAUUUGUGGUACUUGAUAUCCUAAAAAAAUAACUUUUCUUCUUGUAUCUGUGUGUAGCUGGCUGCUUGCUGUAUAAAUUUCCAGCAAAGAACAGAGUUGCAGAGCAUGCUUUUAAAAUAUUUUUUAGUCUCUCAUGUCAAGAACUCCUCACACCAGAUUAAAAACAAGUACCUGUUUCUCUUGUUGAGUACUUCAUGUAAAAAAAUAAAGAGGAUAGCAGCACUUCCAUUUCAUUGCUGUUACUUCAUGCUCUGAGCUAUUGGUCCAUGUCCAUUUGGUUUUAUUGCGUAUGAAGGAACGUGUUAAGAUGCUCUCAAAUUAAUAGGAUGUUUUCUUGUAACAGCUGAGAGAUUAAGCCCAUCCUUCAUUCAGAAGCCCCUUGAACUGUCCUGUUGCAAAAAAGAUCCUUUUCAACCAGGAAAACCUGUGGAGGAGCUGGAGCUUCUGGCUUCUUUGUGCAAGGCAAGGUUGGGGGUGUUAAGUGAAAUGGACCAGAAUCACCUGAAGCAUAUAACAGAGCAGAGUUUUGGAGAGACAGAGCUGUGGUCACUUAAACCAGGCCUGGAUUUGUUCUAUUGAGAACCAGAAAUGAAUAGUGCUUCCUAUUUUAAUGGGCAGAAAUAAAAACAGUAAGAAGACAUGGAAGUGCUGUUGUUCUGGAUGUUUAAUAGCUCAGGAAGGAAAAGAUGGCAUUUACAUUUUGAACAUUUCACUGGACAAAUGUUUUUUAUUAAAAAAACAACUGUGACUUAUUUUCCAAUGUGUCCUCAUAGCAUAUUUGUUUGUAUAUGAUGUAAACUAUUUUAGUAAUGAUUCAAAAUAAACACAUUGUUUUAUAAAGCUG